AUGCCGACUUUAGGAUUCCUGAAGAAGAAACGGACGAGGGAGUCGCCGGGUCAAAACGACCUUGCUUCCUCGCCUUCAGCUUCAGCUUUUAGCCAGCCAAAUAGUCCGAUAACACCAACUUCUUCCAGAGGAUUCGACAAUUCGAUUACAUCCGUCUCUACACAAUCGACCGCCCCUCAAUCCCUACCAACAUCUCAAUCAUCCGACGCGAACAAGACUGAUAUCUCCCCACCUGUGGGCGAACACUCGAAUAUGCAAGAAGUGGCUCAGCAACAGCAACCCCAGACCUCAUAUCCUCCCACGACAAUUCCAGGGCAACAAAAUCUUCCUUCGAUUAAUAACCUAAUAAAUCCUCCCCAACACGAUGGUGCAGGCCAUUCGGCACCAUCACAAAUGACAUCCAUCACAGAAUCUACCAGUUCGGUUGGAGCUGCAAAGACAGAGGCUGUGAUACCUACCCCACAAGUGCAGGCAACCCCGGUCCGGCAGACCAAGGGAAAAUACUCCUUGGGGGACUUUGAUAUUCUGCGAACACUUGGGACUGGUAGUUUUGGGAGGGUUCAUUUAGUUCAGUCAAAACACAAUCAGCGCUUCUAUGCGGUAAAGGUGCUGAAGAAGGCCCAGGUGGUCAAGAUGAAGCAGGUUGAACACACAAACGACGAAAGGCGGAUGUUACAAGAAGUCAAGCAUCCAUUUCUCAUUACACUUUGGGGGACGUUUCAAGAUUCAAAAAACCUAUACAUGGUGAUGGAUUUUGUAGAAGGCGGUGAAUUGUUCUCACUGCUACGCAAGUCGCAGCGUUUUCCCAACCCCGUAGCAAAAUUCUAUGCCGCAGAGGUUACUCUUGCCUUGGAAUACCUACAUUCAAAGCAAAUCAUCUACCGAGAUUUGAAGCCAGAAAAUCUACUCCUCGAUCGACACGGACACCUGAAAAUAACAGAUUUUGGGUUCGCGAAGAGAGUUCCAGAUAUCACUUGGACACUGUGUGGAACUCCGGAUUAUCUUGCGCCUGAGGUAGUCUCAAGCAAGGGAUACAACAAAUCCGUCGAUUGGUGGUCUCUAGGCAUAUUAAUCUUUGAGAUGCUCUGUGGGUUCACUCCAUUUUGGGACGGUGGCUCUCCAAUGAAGAUCUACGAAAAUAUCCUCAAGGGCCGAGUCAAGUACCCACCGUACAUUCAUCCUGAUGCCCAGGAUUUACUUCAGCGCCUCAUAACGGCAGACUUGACAAAGCGACUGGGCAACUUACAUGGGGGCUCAGAGGAUGUCAAGAACCAUCGAUGGUUCGCCGAAGUUACCUGGGAACGAUUGUCUAAAAAGGACAUCGAUGCACCCUAUGUUCCGCCCGUCAAGGCUGGCGUUGGAGAUGCGAGUCAGUUUGAUAAGUACCCGGAAGAAACCGAGCAAUACGGUGUAUCGGGACAUGAUGAGCAUGGACGUUUGUUCCAAGACUUCUAA
Molecule: messenger RNA, 1455 nt
Organism: Lachnellula hyalina
Lineage: Eukaryota; Fungi; Ascomycota; Leotiomycetes; Helotiales; Lachnaceae
Product: cAMP-dependent protein kinase type 2
Exons: 4
Coding region: 1-1455 (484 amino acids)
Biological process (GO): peptidyl-serine phosphorylation
Cellular component (GO): cAMP-dependent protein kinase complex; nucleus
Molecular function (GO): cAMP-dependent protein kinase activity; ATP binding
Source: RefSeq, a predicted model, not a curated record